CUGUAAACAACCAGUUGUUAGGUUCGUGAAAAUGUAGAGUUCGCGUGUUUGAUGAGGAUAUAAUGAAUCAUCACAGUCCAAGAUGAUAUGGGUGCCACAUGUAGCAGUGGAGGAACCAAGACCCUAGCCGUCAAUCUCUCCUACACGGAGCUAGAAUACCCUCAAAAGAUUCUCAUGGUGGGGCCUAGUGGAGCAGGUAAAACCCACUUGCUAUACUCCUGGAAACUCGGAUCUCAGAACGUGGUGGAGCCGGUCCGAACGUCCGAUUUUAAUGUGGAACAGAUCCGCGCAACCAGUGGUCAUUCCUUCAUGGUGUUUGACCUGAGCGGGUCCCCGAGUUUCAGGGUGAGGCGUCGACAGUUCUACCAGGGAACAGAAGGUAUCGUGUUCGUGGUAGACAGCACGUGUAUGGGUACCAAGGAGAUGGAUGAUGCCAGACAAGAUCUGGUCAGCGUGCUUCACGACCGAGACCUUGUACAUACACCACUACUUAUCAUAGGCAACAAACAGGACCUCUCAGGCGCCCUACCCCUGGAGGAUCUGGAGGCAGCUCUUGGUCUGAAGGCGGCUUUGACGACAAAAAGGGUAUGGAAAAUGAUAGAGGUGUGUGCUCUUAGUGAGGAAAGUGUACACAUGGCAUUGGACGCUCUCGUGCAAUUAGUAGGAGCCUCAGAGCUCGCCACAACAAGGACAACGUUAUCGACGGCUACAACAGAGCUAGACAAUCCUAAACAGGAAGUAGCCACAACGAAAUCAGACCUGGUCAGAAUUGAUGUGCCCAAAGCGUGGACGAAUUAGAAGGUGGUUUCUAUAACGUCAACAGCAUAUGUUUGUCCACUAGUGUGAACGAAAUUGAUGAAGUUUUCCUCUCGUAUUUUGAGAUGGUUUCUUGAUUUAUGAUCAAGCACCUAAAGAGUACAAAAUCUUAUAUUCUGAGUUGAUAACGUUGGGAGACAACCACAACCGCUGGACCACACACUGAAAGCCGAUAACUGGUGCUUUCGGCAAAUUUUAAAACAGCUGAGUCAAAAGGGUUAUGCAUGGUCAACAAACAUUACAUUACCCGUAGUGUAGUUAACACUUUCUCUGCAGAAUCAUCAGGUGUUAUGAGAGAACGACGAGAUAUCAAUCAACCAAACAGCAAUACUCAGAGAUUAAAUACUUAAGAAGUGAUAUAGCACUUGCUACAGUACAUUUACUGUUGACUGUUGUAGUAUAUAAUAAUUGUAUAUAUUAUAAUGUUGACGUUAAAUCAUUGGAACAGCUACUUAUUACAUCAUAAUUGGCGAGUGAUAGACUGAAGGGGUGCUUUUUAUUCUGGGUUGUAUGAUACUGCAGCUUACUUGUAUCUUGUGAUACUUAUUUUCGAGAAAAGCGUAGAUGAUGAAUUCAACUCUUAGACUAAUAAAAUAGUAUAAGGAAAGGCGAACCCGCAAAUGCAAGUAACUGUAGUACUGCAAUAUAACCAGAUGGUGGAGAGUAGUACUACGGAUUCCAUGUAUCAAUACUAGUCAUUAAACAGUCCCACAAGAUUCUAACAAAGAGGUAUGGACGAAAAACGAGAUGACACCAUUGUGAUUAUCAUUGGUGAGGAACUCGUUUAUAAACAUGGUUCCUAUCAUUUUUUUUAUUGUAUUCUUUAUUCUAAUUGUAUUUAAUUAAUGUGUACAUUAUAUUUUGUUACAUUGUUGUAAACAUGUUUUUAUAAAGCCAUCCGAUUGGUCAUUCCAUUAGUAAGUAGUAUAGUGGAGUUACAAAUAUAGGCUUCUCUUGUGACUACUUGGCGUUUCCCUGAAAUCAAGAAGGGUUUUGAAGAUACUUAAAGCAAUACGUAUUGCAAUACAAAGACAUUCAUUCUGGCGUUAUUUUUAGAUAUAACCAUUCUCAAUACCUAGUACAGUACGUUAGAAGUCAUAGACACUUUAAAAUACGUAACAUUACGUUAGAAAGUCAUAGACACUAUGAACUACUUUUCAUAUCGUUUGAAUACUUGUAUCCAUGAGAGGAGCCUAGCGGAUAAAGAAAUUGUACAGAGACGGAAAAUCCAGUUUAACAAAACGUCAGGAUACAGGUCACAUUAGAAUGCCAUACAUAACGUUAGGUCAUAGGUCACGUUAGAAUGUCAUACAUGACGUAAGGUCAAAGGUCACGUUAUAAUGAUUUACAUGACGUAAUGUCAUAGGUCACGUUAGAAUGUCUUACAUAACGUUAGGUCAAAGGUCACGUUAGAAUGUCAUACAUGACGUAAGGUCAAAGGUCACGUUAUAAUGACAUGCAUAACGUAAGGUCAUAGGUCACGUUAGAAUGUCUUACAUAACGUUAGGUCACAUGUCACGAUAAAAUGCCAUACGUAACGUUAACGUUUUGAAGUUCUGUAAAUAUGAGGUUUUCCUUUACGGAGUAUUAUGCUAAGGAAUUACACUGCAAGACGUCGUCCCCUAAAUUAUUCGAUCACUAAUCGUUAUGAAGUUGAAGGCGUUUGAAGAAGGGAGGAAAGUUUUUUUUAUGUUUACACUGAACCAGUUAUAUACUUGUUUGACACUGGUCAUGAUUAUCAUCAAUUUAUUUAAUUUUGACUUCAGUGAAGUGAAAGUGCUAUAUCAUCAGGUAAUGAUUUCUAGUGCAGCUUUCGUGUUUUACACAGCACCAUGUUAUUGAUGUGCACAUUUUAACUAAUGUAUUGUUGCGUAUGGACUACAUUUAAAAUAAAGCAACUAGUCUGUGUUA
Messenger RNA from Pecten maximus, 2727 nucleotides. RefSeq names its product ADP-ribosylation factor-like. The record is from RefSeq and is a predicted model, not a curated record. Gene Ontology annotation, molecular function: GTPase activity; GTP binding. The transcript has 4 exons. Lineage: Eukaryota; Metazoa; Mollusca; Bivalvia; Pectinida; Pectinidae. The coding region runs from base 88 to 798 and encodes 236 amino acids.